This is a messenger RNA of Rhipicephalus microplus (southern cattle tick), 856 nucleotides long. RefSeq lists its product as uncharacterized. The record is from RefSeq and is a predicted model, not a curated record. Lineage: Eukaryota; Metazoa; Arthropoda; Arachnida; Ixodida; Ixodidae.
AUGCGACAAGCUGGUGCGGAUGCGACUCGCCUGAAUGCGCUUCGAACGUGCAUCCGGGACUUUCAAUGCGCGGCCGCCCGUGGCUCCGAAAGCAGAAGCGACCGCUGUUGGGUGGCCGCCGAAAAUGGGGCCACCACUUUUAUGGGCCUCCUGUGUCCGGGACGUGGGCGACCGCCAAGCGAGGACAACGUCCCCCGAAUUCAUUUCUGUGGACCUGAAGCCGGACGACUGCCACAGCGCCGGGGACAGACCGGGAGCACGGCCGACCAUCGGACGACGCAGCAGCGGCCCAUCGCCAUGAAGUGUGCCGCGUCGCUUGGAGCCUUAGGCUUGGUCCUGGUUCACUGGUUGCCGGCCGUCACAGCAUGGCCGCCUCCACCCGCCGACUUCUGGGCAGCCUACCGGCGUUUCUACCCAGUAGAUGGCGGGGCCCCGUGGACGGCCCAGUCAAGCCCAACAAGCGUUGUAUUUCCUACCCAACGUUACGCACCAGACAGGAUGGACCCGUACAGAUUCGGCUUCACCACGGAUCGCUAUGGUCGAGGCUUCGGCUACAGCUGCAAGGAUGUGUUCGAGUGUCAGGCGCUCAAAGAGAAGCAGGAACUUGCCGCUGAGAGCUACCGUGGCUUCUCUCCUCAGAGCUUCGCGUCACCGCCGCCCUUGGCCGCAUACCGCGAGCCCACAAUGGCCGACCGGGCACCUUCAGGGCACCAGCGGGGCCGCGCUCCACCAGCACGCUUUGCACCCGCCCCGAGGCUGCCCCCGCUACCACCCUAUUGGUGAUGGAACCCCACUUACCGUUGUAUGAAAGGAAGCGAAUGAAAAAAAGGCACAGAGGCUCAAGGGAAAAAAGAAA